UGUUUUUCUCGAUGGGGAAGACAGAUUUCCUGAGCCCCAAGGCGAUUGGCAACCGCAGCAGAUCGAAGGGGCUGCAGAAGCUGCGCUGGUAUUGCCAGAUGUGCCGGAAGCAGUGCAGGGAUGAGAACGGCUUCAAAUGUCACUGCAUGUCCGAAUCUCACCAGAGACAGCUGCUGCUGGCAUCAGAAAAUCCUCAGCAGUUCCUGGAUUCCUUUUCGGAGCAAUUCCAGAACAAUUUCCUGGAACUCCUCCGGAGACGAUUUGGAACAAAGAGAGUCCACAAUAACGCUGUGUACAACGAAUACAUCAGCUCUCGGGAGCACAUCCACCUGAACGCCACCCAGUGGGAGACGCUGAGCGAUUUCACCAAGUGGCUCGGGAGAGAAGGCUACUGCAAGGUAGACGAAACCCCCAAAGGCUGCUACCUCCAGUACAUCGACCGGAGCCCGGAGAUGGUCCACCAGCAGCAGGAAGACGAGAAGAAGAGAAAGCAGGCCUUGGACGAUGAAGAGAAGAGGGCCAGGUUCCUUGAGGAGCAAAUCAGGAGAGGCUUGCAGGGGAAGGAGCAGGAAGUCCCGGUCUACACAGAACUAAGGCGAGGAAACAACAAAGAGAAAGUGGUCUUUAAUCUGAACCAAAGAGCGAGAACUUCCACAGAGCCACCACCCAAGCCCUGUAUGUUGAAACGCAGCGGGCUGUGGACGGCAGGACCAGCACAGACGGUGAAGCGGAAAGAAAUCCCUCUGAACUCCGGGCAGUCGAAAGAAAAGAAGAGAAAGACAGCACUGGAGGAGAUCACGGAGCUGGGAGAAGAGAAGAAAAAGUCCGCCCCGACCGACUACUGGCUGCAGCCUGGAAUUGUGGAUUGA
Heteronotia binoei (common prickly gecko) is the source of this 869-nucleotide messenger RNA. Its product is annotated as DNA/RNA-binding protein KIN17-like. Lineage: Eukaryota; Metazoa; Chordata; Lepidosauria; Squamata; Gekkonidae. Gene Ontology annotation, cellular component: nucleus. Gene Ontology annotation, biological process: DNA replication; DNA damage response. Gene Ontology annotation, molecular function: double-stranded DNA binding. The coding region runs from base 12 to 869 and encodes 285 amino acids. The record is from RefSeq and is a predicted model, not a curated record. The transcript has a single exon.